Molecule: messenger RNA, 3288 nt
Organism: Lonchura striata (white-rumped munia)
Lineage: Eukaryota; Metazoa; Chordata; Aves; Passeriformes; Estrildidae
Gene: NRG2
Product: neuregulin 2
Biological process (GO): intracellular signal transduction; nervous system development; animal organ development
Molecular function (GO): signaling receptor binding
Source: RefSeq, a predicted model, not a curated record
CGGGCAGCGAGCGGCAGCCGGCGGCAUGAGGCGCGACCCGGCGCCCGGCUUCUCCAUGCUGCUCUUCGGCGUCUCCCUCGCCUGCUACUCGCCCAGCCUCAAGUCGGUGCAGGACCAGGCGUACACGGCGGCGGUGGUGCUGGAGGGCAAGGUGCAGUCCGUGGGCCCCCCCGCCGGCGGCAAUGACAGCCGCGGCGCCGGGCCCGCCGGGGGGGUCUUGGUCAAGGUGCUCGACCUGUGGCCCCUCAACAGCGGGGGGCUGCAGCGGGAGCAGCUCAUCAGCGUGGGCUCCAAGGCGCCCUGCUUCAAAGUGAAGCGCAACCACCGCUACAUCUUCUUCCUGGAGCCCACCGAGGAGCCGCUCGUCUUCCGCACCGCCUUCGCUCCGCUCGACACCAGCGGCAAGAACCUCAAGCGGGACGUGGCGCGGAUCCUCUGCGCCGACUGCGCUGUUCCUCCCAAACUGAAGAAACUGAAAAGCCCAAAUGUUCACGUGGGCGAGAAGAUUUCCCUGAAAUGUGAGGCAACUGCUGGAAACCCUCAGCCGUCCUACAAAUGGUUUAAAGAUGGGAAGGAGCUGAAGAAGAGCAAAGACAUCCGGAUCAAGUAUGGGAAUGGGAAAAAGAUUUCCAGACUGCAGUUCAACAAGGUGAAGCUUGAAGAUGCUGGGGAGUACAGCUGCGAAGCGGAGAACGUUUUAGGGAAAGACACCGCAAAAGGCAGCCUGAAUGUGAAAAGUGGAACAACGAAAGCACCACAAGUCUUACCAGCCUCAGAAACUAAAAUAGUUGUUAUGGAAGAAGAGUUAACCACAACUCUCUCCUCCUGGUCCGGGCAUGCCAGAAAAUGCAACGAAACAGCCAAGUCCUAUUGUGUCAAUGGAGGGGUGUGCUACUACAUCGAGGGGAUUAAUCAGCUGUCAUGCAAGUGUCCGAUCGAAUUCACAGGAGACCGGUGUCAGCAUUUCGCAAUGGUCAGCUUCUCCAAGCAUCUUGGAUUUGAAUUAAAGGAAGCAGAGGAGCUCUACCAGAAGAGGGUUUUAACCAUCACGGGAAUCUGUGUUGCCUUGCUUGUGGUGGGCAUCGUCUGUGUGGUAGCUUACUGUAAAACCAAGAAACAAAGAAAACAAAUGCAUAACCACUUGCGGCAGAACAUGUGUCCUGCUCAUCAAAACCGGAGCCUUGCAAACGGGCCAAGCCAUCCACGUUUGGAUCCUGAGGAAAUCCAAAUGGCUGAUUAUAUUUCUAAGAAUGUUUCUGCCACUGAGCACGUGAUCCGAAGGGAAACAGAGACAACCUUUUCAGGAAGUCACUCCUGCUCCCCAUCCCAUCACUGCUCCACAGCCACUCCAACGUCCAGCCAGAGACACGAAAGCCACACCUGGAGCUUGGAGCGAACAGAGAGCCUGACUUCAGAUUCCCAGUCUGGGAUAAUGCUGUCCUCGGUGGGAACCAGUAAAUGCAACAGCCCUGCGUGCGUGGAGGCGCGGGCGCGCCGCGGGGCCACCUUCUGCAUCGAGGACCAGCGGAGGCCCACGACGCAGUACCGCGACUCGGUGGAUUCCCUGCGGGACUCGCCCCACAGCGAGAGGUACGUGUCGGCCCUAACCACACCAGCACGCCUGUCGCCUGUUGACUUCCACUACUCGAUGGCCACGCAGGUGCCCACCUUCGAGAUCACCUCCCCGAACUCGGCGCACGCCGUGUCCCUGCCGCCGGCGGCCCCCAUCAGCUUCCGCGUGGAGGAGCAGCAGCCCCUCCUGCGGCGGUACCAGCUCCCCUUCCAGGACACGCAGAGGUACGACAGCUACUACCAAAGGAAGACCUACCUAAACGACAGCAUGGGGAGCCUGCCCUCCAGCCCCUUCCGCAUCACAGAGGACGACGAGUACGAGACGACGCAGGAGUACGUCACAGCGCUAGAGCAGCCAAAGAAAACAGCCAGCAGCAACAGGCGGUGGAAAAAAUCCAAACUGAACGGGCACAUCCCUCACAGAGCCAGAGCCGUCCGGGACUCCUUCUCCUUGAGCAGCGCCUCUUACAGCGAGUCUGACGAGGAGCUGGUGGCCGAGAGCACCCCGUUCCUAAGCACUCAGAACAAUGAGGCGGCGCACACAGAGUCGCCGCCGCUGCACCGGCCGGGCGACAGCCGGACUCACUACUCGUGCCGCGGGCACGUGGCGCACGGCGACGGCGGCCGCGGCAGCCUGGCGCACGUGGCGCCCAAAGCGGACCCCAACCCUCUCUAGGCGCCUCCCGCGCUCCUGCAUGGGUGACCCGCAUGGAGGAGGCCGAGAGGAGGGAGGCCGAGGCGCGACAAAACCACACAAACCGCAAAACAAGACAGAACAAAAAUAAAUAUUUUUAUUUUAUAUAAAAGAGGGAAAAAAACCAAAAAAUAUAACAAAUAAAAAUGUUUUAUUUUCAUUUUAGCAAAGUUGUCUUAUAAUAGCUAACGACAAUGACUUUUUUAUAGGGAAUCUCUAUUUAUAUGUAAUGUCUUGAUUUACAGCUUCCGAGAAAAAAAAAAGUAAAAAAACUAAAAAAAAAAAANAAAAAAACUAAAAAAAAAAAAGAAGAAGAAAAGAAAACAAACAAUAAAGUUAAAAAAAAAAGUGGGCCAAUUUUUGACUACUUAAAAAUAGAAAACAAAACUAUCGUGGUGCCUUUUGCUGUAUGCUAGUGCUGGGAUUCAUGCCGAGGAUUCUGUUUCAGUAGCAUUUUUAAGGUCAUAGAUUUUUGUUUGGGAGACAACCUGUCACAAGGGCGCUCUUCUGUUGGAAGAAAACAGCCUUGCCACUUUGCCCCGUACCCUGCUAUUAAUGAUCUUAUUCUUUAAAGUAUUGUUUAAACACACAUUAAGGACAUGAGUGGGAGCAUUUCCAUUAUCAUGUCUAACGAGGAUCUGUCUUGCCCUGUAAACUACUUGUAUUUUUGCUUAAAUCAGGAGAAAAAGAAACCCAACAGCACUGUGCUGAAAUGCAGAAAUAACAUUUCUUUUGCGACACAGGUAGGAAGAGAAAAUGAAAUUGCGCAGCAGCAGCAGCCCUUACAAUAUAGCUCUCAACCUUUGGCCAUCUCACUGGUGGGUCUGGAGUGGGGUUGGCACAGGUUUGUAGUGAGGCCAGGCACACAGCCCUGUGCCCAUGGUGGAUCACACCCGUCAUGUACCCUUGAAUCGGGUCGCUGAGCCAGCCCCGUUCAGCCGCGGUGCCCGAGGCCUCGUGGCCGCCCCGGCGCCGUGCUGGCCGCGGCGUCCCCUCGGCUGAGCGGUGCAGCCGCCGUGCGG